This is a messenger RNA of Setaria italica (foxtail millet), 1756 nucleotides long. Its product is annotated as zinc finger CCHC domain-containing protein 7. NCBI's taxonomy places the organism in Eukaryota, Viridiplantae, Streptophyta, Magnoliopsida, Poales, Poaceae. The record is from RefSeq and is a predicted model, not a curated record. The coding region runs from base 83 to 1579 and encodes 498 amino acids. The transcript is spliced from 7 exons. Gene Ontology annotation, molecular function: zinc ion binding; nucleic acid binding.
CCCCCCACCCCGCGCCGUGUCCAGAUCGAGCGCGCUAGGGUUUGCUCUGCCCCCCCUCGCCGCCUCCCCGCCGCCGCCGCCGAUGGCCCAGCGCUGGCGCUCGAGGGCGCGGCGGGACCCGGACCUGGACGACGACGACGAAGGCUCCCCGCCCUCCCGGCAGCCGCGCCGGGGCGGCGGCAGCGACGAGGACAACGACGACGAUGAGGGGAACGAGGACCUCAGCCUGGAGAUCCUCGCGCGCGCGCGGCGGAAGCGGCGCGGGGCGUCCGGCGGCAGCGGCAGGGUCCCCGGGUUCGCCCACCUGCUGUCGGUGUCCUCCGGCGACGAGGAGGCCGAUGAAGAUGCCGUGGUGGAGCUCGGCGAGGCGGAGGAGUCCCGGAGGAAGCAGAGGAAGAAGCAGCGGCGGAAGCAGAGGAAGAAGAAUCGGAAGGAGCCGGCCGAGGCUGCCGCGGCGGCCCCCGCCACCGGCCAGGAGGAAGAGAAGGAGGUUGGUGGCACCCAGGAGGGACCAAUUGGGACAGCAGAAUCGGUGCUAACUGAAGAUGGUGCUGAUGUCCCAGUUUCUGACAACAUGGUUCUGCGGAAGCUCCUUCGCAUACCAAGAUACUUUGAUCCUGGAGAAACAUUGUUGGAGACUUGCUUUAAUUGUAGCGAGGAAGGACAUGUGGCUGCAAACUGCCCAAUGGAAAAGCGGAAGAAACCUUGCUUUGUCUGUGGGAUGUUCGGGCACAAUGCAAAACAGUGCACGCAGGGUCAAGACUGUUUCAUCUGCAAAAAAGGAGGUCAUAUGGCGAAAGACUGCCCUGAUAAGCACAAGAGGAAUGAUCAUCAAUCCACUUUGUGUUUAAGAUGCGGAGAAAUAGGUCAUGAUAUGUUUGGAUGUACCAAUGAUUACCUGGCAGAUGAUAUUAAGCAAAUAAGAUGCUACAUGUGUAAUCAGAAUGGUCAUCUAUGCUGUUUCGACUUCUCUGACAAUAGCCCCAAACAAAUUAGCUGUUACAAUUGUGCCAAAUCUGGUCAUUCUGGUCUGGGGUGUGCCAAGCAACGCAGGGAAACUAGUGCUGUCAUAACUCCAACCCAAUGCUACAAAUGUGGGGAGGAAGGCCACUUCGCACGUGGCUGCACAAAGAAUGCCAAGUCCGAUCGGUCGAAAGGCAAGUCAUCAUCGCACAGUCAGAGAAAGGAAAAAUGGAAAAAAGAUUCCAGUGCUAGAUCGGCUCCUCAUGAUGCCCGUAAAACAAGUAAAAGGAAAAGCCCCCAUUUCGAGGAUAGAAUGGACACACCUCGGCAUAAAUCCAAAGCUAGGGGUGGUUGGACUGGUGGUGACGAUCUCGAGGAUCUACCGUUCAAGAAGUACAAAUCCAAAGAGUGGGGUUCUCCAUCUACACCCAAGAAGCCAUACACGAAUCACCAGUUCUCAUCUGGCGGUGACUACUUCACGCCUCAGUCCUCACGAAGGCACAACCAUGGUUUCGCAUCACCAAACUCGAAUUAUUCACCCAGCGCAAAGAAGCACGGGUUCUCAUCGUCAAGAUUCGCCACCAGCAACACCCAUCUCCGGUUCGAGAGAAGUUAGCUGGACGGAUGAGUCCAAUUUUGUUGUUCUUUAGCUUAAUUGAUUAUUAUUGUCCCCUGGGGAUGAACUCUGCCUGUUGGUUCAUUCCCUUCGAUAGCUGUUUGUCUUUUAAGAUUAUAUAUGUAUCAGGGUUCCAUUUUGUUGACUCUAAGCAAGCUCACUUGGCGUUGUGCUCCA